CAAGCAUUAAGAGCCACCCAACCGUGUUGUCAUGCCGUCUUGAGUUGCCCAGAAUCUCAAAUAACAUUUUGUCUUUAGUGAUUUACUUGAUAUAUCGAAACACACCUACGCUAGGGUUGGCAAACAAAGUUGGCUGCUACUAAAUGUGGUGCGAAUAAAAGUGUCGCAAGGAGUAUAGCCAUGAGGCAUCCCUCGAGUGGCAGUGGGUUGAUAUUGUCGAAUACAUAAUAGUGAAAUUAUAAUUUGCUCAUAGAGUACCAUCAUUGAGUAAUUAUUAUGUUGGUUCACGCCAAGAAACCUCUUAGAUUCAGUAGUCAUGUGACGACAUUUCCUCUUUUAGAAGAACAGGAAAACAUCGAAUUGGAUUCUUUGGAAAAUGGGGAGGAAGGAAAUCUUAUGCAGAAUGACGAAAGAGAGGCAGAAGCAUCCCCAGAAACUGAUCAACAUCUCCCAAAAUAUCUCAACUUGAACAAUCUUUGCAAGAAAUCAAAACAAAUAAGUGAAUGUUACGUCGAAGAAAUUGUAUUAGCUGGAGAGUCCGUCAAGUCUCUUUCAGACGUGCAAGUUCUGAGUUUAAGGUCGAAUGGAAUUCAUAAUUUUCCAAGUAGUGUGCUGCAACUGACAUCUCUCACAGUUUUGGAUAUUUCUGAUAAUGAACUCUUGACUCUUCCGCCGGAAAUCAGCCAAUUGAAAAAUCUGCAAGAACUGGUGUUGGAUCAGAAUCUGCUUAGUAUUCUUCCCUCGACCAUAUGGGAUUUGAAGAGGUUGAAAGUGUUGAAGGUGGCAUGUAACAGGAUUACUGUGCCUCCAGACAAGCUGCUGGAUAUGAGGUCUUUAGUUUUAACGGAAACAGAACAGAAAAUCGAAAACUCAUGGAAAAAUAACUGUAUUUCUAAUCUCAACCUACGAUCUAACCGACUGAAAGGAAAUAUAAUUCUUGGAAACUACGGAGUAAGGUAUUCUUUAAUAAUUUUCACGAAUGAUUCUAAAUUAUCCAAUUUUUUUCAGAAUCUUAUUGAAUUGGAUGUGAGUGAAAAUAAUAUCGAACAUCUGGACUUGAGUGCUUUAGAGCAAUUGCAGAUCGUGCAGUGUUCCAGAAAUUCCUUAACCCAAUUGAUAAUCUACGGAAAGCAGUUGACCUCUCUCAUAGCAGGGAAUAAUAAGUUGAAAUCUCUUGCAGUCUCCUAUCCUCCAACGAAUCUCAGGCAUAUUGAUGUUUCUUACAAUGAUCUCGAUUCGCUACCAGAAUGGCUGGCAGGGUGUUCAGAAGUUCAAUGUAUCUUUGCCAGCAACAAUAAUCUACAGACACUUCCUGAGCAUUUAUUCUGCAACGAAAUGCCUUACCUGCAUACCCUCCAACUGGCCUACAACCAACUACAAAUGCUGCCAACGAUUCAGCGGAAGUUACCAAUACAAGAACUGUUUCUUCAGAACAACAGUCUCUCAAAUCUCCCGAAGACCUUGUUCAAAUAUAUACCCGACAUGAAAGUCCUCAAUCUUUCCAACAACAGACUGUGUGAUCUACCAAUACCCGAUUCAGUGUUGCUUUUGGAGAAAUUCUUCUUAACCGCCAACUGCCUUAUAGAUCGCUCGUUGGAGAAUAUGACUCCAUACUUGAGAAACAUACGGAUGCUUCAUGCAGCUUAUAAUAAUUUCACAUCUCUUCCAGAGGGUUGCGUGCUAUAUUGGACCGAGAUAGAAGAGAUUGUUCUUUCUGGAAACAAAUUGUUGAAAUUGCCGAACGAUAUUCAGAAUCUGAAACACCUGACAGUCCUAAGGGUGCAUUCGAAUCUCCUUCAGACGAUACCCAAGCUAUCAAGCUUGACUUCGUUAAGAGUCUUGGACUUGGCACAUAAUCAGUUGGACAGAAUAGACCUAAAAGAUCUUAUACCGCCCAACCUGAAAUUCUUGGAUCUUUCUUGUAACACGAAACUUCACGUCGAUUCUCACCAAUUCAAUACUUACAGGACGCAAAGACCUAUGAGUUUGGUAGACGUUUCUGGUAAAAACCGCACAACGCUUCCGUUGACACCUUCUCCGUUUUGUGAAAAUGAUCUGACGGAAUAUAGUUGGAGCGUUGGAUUCUCAGAAACUUCUGGAUGCAAACAGAAGCUUUAUAUCUCUCAAAUAAGGUUACCAGCCUUCUGUAAUACUGAAGCUCUUUUUGGUAUGUUUGAUGGCGAGAAUAAUAACAGUGUACCUGUUGGUGUGGAUAAAGUAGUUCCUAGGAUAUUGUUAGAGGAAAUAACCGUCAAAGAAACUGCUGCAGAUUAUAUGAAAUAUACCAUGCUUUCUGCCCACAGGGAGCUCAAAGAUAAGGGUCAAAAACAAGGAUUGAAUGCAAUUAUAGUCCAUAUUCUGAAGACCAAACAAACUCCUGAGUACUCGUUUUGCGGUGGACCAAGAAAAUACAUUAUGAAGAUAGCUAGUGUUGGAGAUAUCAAGCUGAUUUUAGGGAGAGCAGCAGGGCCGGUAAAGCUUCUCCCAGUUAAGCAGAGGAAGCAGAUAAGAACGAAUCCACAGUUCCAGUAUACAGUUCCAGAUCCAGAUUUGACUGAUGUCUUUUUGGACGAAGAGUAUGAGUACAUGAUUAUAGCAAAUAAAACAUUAUGGGAUGUCAUCAGUCCAGAAAAUGCUAUUCGGGAAGUCACCUUGCAGAGGAAUGUCAUACUAGCAGCUAAGAGGUUGCAAGAUUUGGCUCAGAGCUACGGUGCUGAGGAAAAUUUAAGUGUAAUAGUCGUCAAGUUCAACAUCUUGAGUACUGACGUCGACUUGCUCAUGAGGGAGUUGAGGCAAACGUUCAAGAAGAGCAAAUACCAAAGUGAAAGUAGUUUCUCUUCCAGCACAACUUGUCAGCCUGGUUGUUGCUGCGAAGCUUUGAACAACGAAUGUGUGAAUUGCAUAGGGAAGUUACUAAAUGAAGAUAGAUCAUCACCAAGUGGUCAGAGUGAUCAUAACUGUAGUGAUUGCAACUCUUCGGCAAAACUGUUCAUAAGCCAACUGAACAAACAAAGUGAUUCUUCAAGCAGAUCAGUCAGGAGUGUAACUCCAUCAAUCUUUGAGAGUGUGGGUGUAAAAGCUAGUCCUGAACGAAGGAGCUAUAGAGGUGUAGCCAAGGCUCUUCGAGCAAGAAGAGAGGAAGAAAGAAACAAAGACGAUAGCGAUUCUGCUCUUUCGGAAGAGCAGUUCAAAUGUUGGGAGUACAUGUUGGAGCAAAACACCCAAUUAUUAUUCGAUAAAGAGUUGCAUACCUUGAAGAAGAAUGGAAAGAAAGCGCAGUUAGUCCCUAAGACAUCGCAAUUAUCGAGGAGUAAUCCACUUUUGACCGAAAACUCAAAUAGUAAUACAGGAGGUUUUUUAUCGAGGCAGUUUGGUAGUGCUCGAUCCUUCAACCCGUUAGUGUCAAAGUCUCCAUCUAGGUUUACUUUGGAUAAAAAGCUUCUGGGUGGACCACAUGCUGCCUACUUUGGCAGUUUGCAAAGACUCAUGCCUUAUAACUUAGAGUAUGAUUUUGCAGUUAUGCACGAAAGAGGCCUGGCUGAUUCCUUGGAUUUAGAUAGAAUGCAACAGUACUGGGGAGUUACUACUACAGAAUUAUGAAAUAUAAUUUCACAAAGAAAUAUACAGGGUUGCCAACGAAAACAUGAUACUUACAUUAUGAUGAUAAUAUCUCAUCAUAGAACAUUUCCAGAGUUUGUUGUUAUUCUUUAGAACUUUAUUAUAAGGGUAAUGAUGAUAAGAAUACUAUAUCUUUAUCUUUUAAAAUUAUUUCCUUGAUCAUUCGUUCUCAGAAAACAUACAUAUGUAUAUAGUCUUUUUUUUAGUGAUCCAACACUGGGAAAACAUACUCCACCCAUGGAAUAUUCAGAGGAUUUUGAGUAGGGAGUUUGAAUUCAAUAAGGGUUUACCCAAUUCCAUGUGAAAAAUAGUUUCAAUUGAUUAGUCCAACACGUUUAAAAAAUAUUGAUAUUUCAGAUGUAUCUGAGUUGUUAUGACAUGGAUAUGAGGACAAAUUCAAAAAAUUUUUUUGAAAAGUGAACAGACCUGUUUAAGCUUCCGUAAUUCGAUCUCAGUUGUUUCCAAAAGCGAGAAAUUAUCACAAAUAAAAUUUUAAGAUAAAUAUCAAACAGUUGGGGUACCUGAAUGAAAUUGAUAUUUUUCCAAUGAAAUAUCAGUAUGUUGUAUGUAUUCAAAUUUUUCGUAAAAGAAUAAUCCAUUGGUGAAGUUUAGCUACCGAGUAUCGAGUCACCUUGUAUUACUCUGGCAUUUCAUUUUAACAUUUAUUCACUCUAUAUACCUAUAACCUCAUGUAAAUAGGUUGAUGUAAACAAAAUCUUAGAUAAAAUUCAUAAUAAUUUAUUAAAUAAAUCGAGAAACAAUAUAAUAUACAUAAUAAAAAUAAUAAUAAAUUGA
This is a messenger RNA of Harmonia axyridis, 4413 nucleotides long. It is a transcript of the gene Phlpp, whose product is annotated as protein phosphatase PHLPP-like protein. Bases 277 to 3600 code for a protein of 1107 amino acids. NCBI's taxonomy places the organism in Eukaryota, Metazoa, Arthropoda, Insecta, Coleoptera, Coccinellidae. The transcript is spliced from 5 exons. The record is from RefSeq and is a predicted model, not a curated record. Gene Ontology annotation, molecular function: protein binding.